This is a messenger RNA of Staurois parvus, 396 nucleotides long. Lineage: Eukaryota; Metazoa; Chordata; Amphibia; Anura; Ranidae. The record is from the annotation of a GenBank genome assembly.
GACUGCUAACACAGUACAGGAGAUGACCAGAGAAUGCGUACAUAGUACAGGAGAUGACCAAGAGACUGCAGACAGUACAGGAGAUGAGCAGAGACUGCAGACAGUAUGGGGGAUGACCAGAGACUGCAGACAGUACAGGGGAUGACCAAGAGACUGCAGACAGUACAGGGGAUGACCAAGAGACUGCAGACAACAGUACAGGGGAUGACCCAAGAGACUGCAGACAAUACAGGGGAUGACCAGAGACUGCGGAUACAGUACAGGAGAUGACCAAGAGACUGCAGACAGUACAGGGAUGACCAGAGACUGCGGACAACAGUACAGGGGAUGACCAGAGACUGCGGACAGUACAGUGGAUGACCAAGAGACUGCAGACAGUACAGGGGAUGACCAGAG